Molecule: messenger RNA, 1472 nt
Organism: Striga asiatica
Lineage: Eukaryota; Viridiplantae; Streptophyta; Magnoliopsida; Lamiales; Orobanchaceae
Source: the annotation of a GenBank genome assembly
AAAACAAAAAAAAAAGCCACUGUACAAUUAACCCACCAUCUAUCUUCACACGUAUGAUUUUAGCAUUCCCACGACAACUCAUCACAUCACACCACACACACACACGCACACACAGAUUACCGUCUUUUCCUCUUCCAUAUAUAAAUGCAGCCUCAAGGCUGAAACAGUGGAGGCUCAGUUUUCCAUUUUCUCAUAGAGCGACUAAUACUCCAUAAUGGGCGAGAAAAACAAGAACAACGAAGGAGGGCAAAAGGAAGGAGACAACAAGAAGAAAAACAAUGUCACCGUCGUUUUGAAAGCCGACCUGCACUGCGAAGGCUGCACAUCCAAAGUCGUCAAGCGCAUCCGCUCUUUUGAUGGCGUCGACACAGUAACGGCCGGCGACGGCCAGAAGAUAACGGUGGUGGGGAGCCUGGAUCCGGCCAAGCUCCGGGAGAAGGUGGAGAAGAAAACCCGCAAGAAGGUGGAGCUCAUUUCGCCCCAGGCCAAAAAAGGGGACGGCGAUGACAAAGGCAAAGAGGAUGAAAAUGGGAAAAAGGAUAAGAAGAGUGAAUCCAAGGAGAAGAAAGGCUCAGAUGACAAAUCUGAUCAGAAAAAAUCAAAGGAUAAAGAGACAGCAGUUACGACGGCUGUGUUUAAGGUGAAUUUGCACUGCGAAGGAUGCAUCGACAAGAUUUACAGAACCGUCUCCAAAACUAAAGGUUACGAGGACAUGAAGAUUGACGGCCAGAAGGACCUGGUGACGGUGACCGGCGCGAUUGACAUGAAGGCUCUGGCCGAGGCGCUCUCGGAGAAGCUGAAAAAGAACGUCUCGAUUGUGCCGCCCAAGAAGGACGGAGAGAAGAAGGAGAACGGCGGCGACGACAAGGGGAAAGACGGCGGCGAUAAGGCGGAGGGGAACAAGAUGCAGACGCUGCUGGGCGGGUACCCGUACCCGUUUAUGCCGGGUCCGGUGGUUAUCGGGGAGCAGCUUCAUUAUAACCCGUACCCGGCUUACCAGUACUAUGCGCCCGGGAUUUUCAGCGACGAGAACCCGAACGCCUGCACCGUCAUGUGAGGGUGGGGACAGCAAGGUGUAAAUAACAAGUAUUGGAAGGGCAUUUGUGUCAUUUUGAAGCCGUCCUUGGGUAUCUUUUUCUCUGGUCAAUUUUAAUAGGCCUUACUUUCGUUUUUGUCGUCGAUUUUUGAAUCCUUAUCGAACUUAGAGAAUGGAUGUGGCAUUUUAAUGGUUGCAAUGAAAUUAUAUAGUUGGCUUAUCUUUGGACUUCAGUUCAGCUUCAUUGGAUUUUUUUUUUUAAAUUUAUUUUCAUAUAUUCUUUGAAGAAUAUGAUUAUGUCAAUAUAUAUUUGAUAGUAUUGUCAUUUUUAAAGAAUUGAUGCCGCAUAUGGGCCGUUGAGUAUUAUAGUAGAAUCAGCAUAAAUGUAUUGAAGUUUGUUAAUGAAAUAAUUAAUACAAAGAAUAUUGUUGGGGAU